AUGCCACGGAUAAGCAUGCUGCCGCUGUCCGCGGUGCUCUCACUCGUCAUCCUGUUCGCCCUCUGGCGGGCGACGAACCGAACAAUAGACCUGCAUCCGGAGCUGGCAGCGGUGGAUCCUGCGUUGAUGUGCGACCCUUUCGCUGAACCGGGAUUCUUGCACGUUGACGAGCGCGAACCGCUGCAAACCAAGUGGAUCCCGUACUCCCCCACCUGCGAACCCGCCCCCGACUGGCUAUCCCUCAUCGCUCGGCGAGACCUCGAAGCGACUUCAUGGCUUGCGAACCGCACCAUCCUUGUCCUGGGCGACUCGGUUGACCGGAACGGGCUGCACCACCUCGCCGAGAUGUUGGGUCUGCCGCGGUACUGCGUCCCGUACGACGACUACAGCAAGAAGGGCGUUGUGCCGGCUGGCUGGGACGAGCGAGGGAUCCCUUGGGUUGUCGAGAUUCCCUGGCUGAACACGUUCUUCACGAACGGGUUCAUGUACGGCUUGGACGACGAAGACAACUUCCGCCAACAGCCCGAUUGGCACCCUCCCGGCAAGGCGGAAGAACGGAUCGACAAGCUCUUCAAGGUCCACACCGACCAGCUCCCCUUCCCUCCUUCCUUCAUCUCCAUCCACUCCGGUCUGUGGGACCUCGCCUUCUUCGGACGACAAGACCGCAUCGCGCACCUCUCGACCGAGAUCCCGCUCACACACGCGCGAGUCGACUGGUGGCAGAACCGCAUGAAGAGCGUCCUGCGGCAUGUUAACGAGACUUGGCCGGCGGUGCCGAUCUGGAUGCGGAAGUUGCACAGGGUUGGGCCGGUUGGAGGAGCAAGCUAUGACUGGCGACACACGGGUCACGAAGACCACGGUUCGCAAGAACGCUUCUCCAACUUCUUCACCGACGUCCGAAUCCACACGAUCCGGGAGAUGCAGGAGCAGGUCGUGCGGGAUGUGGGGAUUCCGUCAUACGACUUUGGCGAGAACUGGGAAGGGUGGCAGUCGCAUCAGCAGAUGGUGCACCCGAACAAGUUCCCCGGCGGGCCCGUCUACACGCAGGCUCUCCUGCACCACAUCUGGAUGGAGUCGCAAGGACGCGACAAGUGGCGGUUAUCGAAGCAGCGACCACUAGCACCGCUCGUCAAGGAGGAUAAGCCGAAGGGGAAGGGCAAGGGCAAGGCGAAGGGAGACGGUCGAGGGAGGUGA
Rhodotorula toruloides NP11 is the source of this 1194-nucleotide messenger RNA. RefSeq lists its product as uncharacterized. Bases 1 to 1194 code for a protein of 397 amino acids. The transcript has 7 exons. Lineage: Eukaryota; Fungi; Basidiomycota; Microbotryomycetes; Sporidiobolales; Sporidiobolaceae. The record is from RefSeq and is a predicted model, not a curated record.